This is a messenger RNA of Macadamia integrifolia, 880 nucleotides long. RefSeq names its product cytochrome b5-like. The transcript has 4 exons. Gene Ontology annotation, cellular component: intracellular membrane-bounded organelle; membrane. NCBI's taxonomy places the organism in Eukaryota, Viridiplantae, Streptophyta, Magnoliopsida, Proteales, Proteaceae. Gene Ontology annotation, molecular function: heme binding. The coding region runs from base 271 to 675 and encodes 134 amino acids. The record is from RefSeq and is a predicted model, not a curated record.
AAAAUUGGCUUCAAAGUUGCAGACUAUAAAUCGGUUGCAGAUUCUUCCUCGUAUAUCAUAGAAAUGGUGGAUUUUUGGUGAUUCUUGCGCUUUCUUUUGAGUCACUUUUGGACAUUUGCAAUUGAAACUCAAGCCCUGAAGAGCUUGAAGGAGGAGAAGGAGGAGGAGAGCGAAACUUAAAAAGGUUUUUUCUAGAUCGAGAAAGGAGAAGGGGGAUUGCUCUGUUUCUGUUUCUUACUCCACCGCCUUAUCUUCUGUGCGAUAGCAGAGAUGGCUUCAGAUCGUAAAAUUUAUUUGUUUGAGGAUGUUGCCAAGCACAGCCAAAUAAAGGAUUGCUGGCUUAUAAUCUCUGGGAAGGUGUAUGAUGUUACUUCAUUUAUGGAUGAUCAUCCUGGAGGUAGUGAGGUCCUGCUAUCUUCCACUGGGAAAGAUGCAACAAAUGAUUUCGAAGAUGUUGGUCACAGUGACUCUGCCAGAGAAAUGAUGGAAAAAUACUUCAUCGGUGAGAUCGACACUUCAACUGUUCCACAGAAACGUCGAUAUAUUCCGCCUCAGGAAGCAGGUUACAAUCCUGAUAAAACACCGGAGUUUGUGAUCAAGAUAUUACAGUUCUUGGUACCUCUGUUGAUCUUGGGUUUAGCAAUUGCUGUACGACACUUCACAAAGAAAGACUAACCAAUUAAUUCUUGCCUCUCUUUAGUCAAUCAUAGAGCCCAUUGGUUUCUUCUGCCUCACUAGAUUUGGUAACUUUGAAGAGGAUUUGAAACUGUUUUUUGUUUGGUCUUGUGGCCUUGUUAGUGGAUUGAGACCAUCAUAUAGGGAAAAUGACGCAAUUAAAAUCAAUUGUGGUUUAUGAUAUAUGGAGUUUUAUUCUUUUGAA